AUGUGCCCUACACUUCAACAUGAACCCUAUGAACAAGCCCAUGCUGUUGGAGGCUUCCCACAAAAGAGAUACGAUCCACAUUCAAAUACCUACAAUGCAGGAUGGAGAGAUCAUCCUAACCUUAGCUAUGGAGCCAAGCCCUUCGAUUUUCAACAACAUCAUCAAUCUAGACCGCCGGUUCCACAAUAUUCGUCUUCCAACCCAAAAUCUCAAGUAUUUGGAAGGCUACCCUCCCAGACCACAGCUAAUCCGAAACAGAAUGCUAGCGCAAUCACCCUGAGAAGCGGGAAGGAGCUGGAUGAACCUAAAGAUACAACUAAAGAAGAGAAAGAAAAGGAGACACCAUCACCCCAAAAAAAUUCAAGCGGAAAGCAACCCCAAGCCAUAGUCACCGCUCCACCUUUUCCUAGCCGAUUUGCAAAAUCCAAGAAGGAGGAGCAAGACAAUGAUAUUCUCGAGACAUUCCGCAAAGUUGAGGUAAAUAUCCCCCUCCUUGAUGCAAUCAAGCAAGUACCCCGCUAUGCUAAAUUCCUCAAGGAGUUGUGCACCACUAAGAGAAGGCUGAAAGGCGAUGAGAAAGUCCAUAUAGGGGAAAGUGUUUCAGCAAUUCUCCAAAAGAGACUACCCCCUAAAUGCAAAGAUCCAGAGAUGGGUGUGAUCUUACAACUCAUUGAUCGAUCUACUACAUACCCAAAGGGGGUUUUGGAGGACAUAUUGGUGCAAGUUAAUAAUCUGGUCUUUCCUGCCGAUUUCUAUGUGAUUGAUACGGAAGAAGAUAGUUCUUCCAAUUCGACUCCAAUUUUGUUGGGAAGACCCUUUCUUAAGACAUCCAAAACUAAAAUUGAUGUGUAUAAUGGGACACUUACCAUGGAAUUUGAUGGUAAGAUUGUUAAGUUUAAUAUUUAUGAUGACAUGAAAUAUCCUAUUGAUGAUAAUCCUGCCUAUUCCGUUGAUGUGAUUGAUUUUUCAGCACAAGAAGUUUUUAAACUUGAUGGGAAUGAUGUAUUGGAAAUCACCAUUAGUAAGCAUCCUGAGAAAGAGGAGUUAACAUGGAGUUCUAAAUUGCAAGAAACUAUUGCAACAUUGAAUGGUUCUCCAGAGUUACAACAAUUAGGUAAUGCUCCUUAUAUUAUGCUGCCAACUUUUGAUAGGAAACCUUUACCCUUUGUUUUGCAGGUCCCUAUUCCAAUUUUGAACCCACCCAUGAUAGAUGAAAGGGGAAAGCACCGGAAGUUGCAAUUACAAGACCUGGAGGAUCCGGUUUAUGAUUAA
Molecule: messenger RNA, 1272 nt
Organism: Nelumbo nucifera (sacred lotus)
Lineage: Eukaryota; Viridiplantae; Streptophyta; Magnoliopsida; Proteales; Nelumbonaceae
Source: RefSeq, a predicted model, not a curated record